AUGUCACUCACCGAAGACGCAGGCCCUCGUCGUCCGCAGCGUCGCCGCCUCCGUCAGUCACAAAGUAACGUCGCUCCGGCUCUCGUGCACACGCGGCCGUCGAGGGCAACGGGCGCGACGCGCAUGCGUUCCACGCGGGCCUGGGACGCCACGUCGGAAGAGGCGGGUCGGCGCGCCCCCUGCCGGCCACCAGGGUGCAGCGCGGGAGGCUCCCAGAUCCCUGUGUCCCAGAUGAGAGAGACCCUGACAGUUUCCCUCACAGGUGGAGUGGGAGGCAAGAGCCAAGAAUCAGUGACGUUUGAAGAUGUAGCUAUAGACUUCACCGAAGAAGAGUGGGCCCUGCUGGACAUAUCCCAGCGAAAGCUGUUCAGAGACGUGAUGCUGGAGAAUAUCAGUCGUCUGGUCUUUCUGGUUAUUUUAGGCAUGGAAAGUCCCCGUAAAAAUCAAGAAAUUAAAUUAACAUAUCAGCAAGAAGGGUAUAGCCCUGACUAUGCCAAUGACUUGAGUAAUUCCUUUAGUCUUAGAAGACACAAGAUGACUCACACUGGAAAGAAGCCAUUUGAAUGCCCUCUUUGUGGGAAAGGCUUUCUGCAAAGCUCUGCCCUUAGAAACCACAAUCAAACACACAAUGGAGAGAAACCAUAUAAAUGCCAUCUGUGUGGGAAAGUCUUCAGUCAGAAUUCUUACCUUAGACUACAUGAGAAAAUUCACAUAAGAAAGAAACUAUAUGAAUGCCAUCUAUGUAAGAAGGCUUUCAUUCACACUUUUAGUUGAUGUGCUGAACUUAGACGACAUAACAGAACACACACAGGAGAGAAACCAUAUGCAUGUCACCAGUGUGGGAAAGCCUUCAGUCAAUAUUUCAAUCUUAGACGACAUGAAAGAAUGCACACCAGAGAGCAACCAUAUGAAUGUCAGCUAUGUGGGAAAUUCUUCAGUCAGUAUUCUUCCCUUAGACCACAUGAGGGAAUCCAACACUGGAGAGAAAAUCAUGAGGGUCUUCUGUAA
This is a messenger RNA of Zalophus californianus (California sea lion), 1008 nucleotides long. RefSeq names its product zinc finger protein 705A-like. Lineage: Eukaryota; Metazoa; Chordata; Mammalia; Carnivora; Otariidae. Gene Ontology annotation, molecular function: DNA-binding transcription repressor activity, RNA polymerase II-specific. The record is from RefSeq and is a predicted model, not a curated record. Gene Ontology annotation, biological process: negative regulation of transcription by RNA polymerase II. The transcript is spliced from 5 exons.